Messenger RNA from Brienomyrus brachyistius, 1399 nucleotides. Its product is annotated as beta-2-microglobulin-like. The transcript has 4 exons. The record is from RefSeq and is a predicted model, not a curated record. Gene Ontology annotation, cellular component: MHC class II protein complex. Bases 96 to 446 code for a protein of 116 amino acids. Gene Ontology annotation, molecular function: MHC class II protein complex binding. Gene Ontology annotation, biological process: immunoglobulin production involved in immunoglobulin-mediated immune response; antigen processing and presentation of exogenous peptide antigen via MHC class II; positive regulation of T cell activation. NCBI's taxonomy places the organism in Eukaryota, Metazoa, Chordata, Actinopteri, Osteoglossiformes, Mormyridae.
GCGUAUUCUCACUUUCGGUUCAUUACGCCCAAAACAUCCCUGGUAAAGACCUUGGCUGUAUUUGUCUUCAACAAAGUGAAAAUUUAAAGUGGAAAAUGACGCGAAUUCUCAUCGCUCUUGUGAUCGGCGUGGUGCUGUUCUUCGUGGAUGCAAAAGAAUCCCCUCCCAAGGUGCAGGUGUACAGCCGUAACCCUGGGGAAUAUGGCAAGGGUAACACUCUCAUCUGCCACGUGAGCGGAUUCCACCCCCCCGACAUCGCCAUCGAGCUGCUGAAGGACAAUAAGGAGAUCCCCAACGCCAAACAGACCGACCUGGCUUUCGAGCAGGGCUGGCAGUUCCAUCUCACCAAGACGGUGGAAUUCACACCAGUCAAGGGCGAGAACUACGUGUGCAGAGUCAGACACCUGUCCGACACCAAAAGCUACACCUGGGAACCUGAUAUGUAGAAAUUAGUAGAAGAACAAUGUUGGAUGCAGUCUCAGAUGUCGCCAGCGGCCAAUGAAAACACAAGGAUUACAUUAACCAAUCAAUGCAGGACAGAAAUCCCUACUCCAACAAAGCAGAUCUCAGAUCAGACCAGAUAAAACGUUGCAUUCACAUCUGUUUUAAUUUAAAUGAUUGCAUCACAACUUUUGUAAAUCAAUACUCUUGCACUGUAACAUUUUUGCUACACAUGACUAUUUGAUGGGUGACAGAAUUGGAAUAUAACACUGCACCUAAUUUUAUAGGUUAAACUGAAUAUAUUAUUUACAUUGAGGCGACUUUAAAUAUUUUGUGCGAUCGAUUACUUAAAACAUCAUAAUAGCAGCCACCCAAAAGACAGUGAGGUGUCAUUAUUAAAUUGGGCUGUUCUACAAAUAAAAAUACAUAUUGUUUUGUAUUUCAAGUCUGAAUCGAUAUGACUGGCUAACAUCAGUAGUUUUUUCCUCACUUUUAAUGCUAUAUAAUUAAGCUUUCUGAUUAGCGACUGUAUGUUAGUAUAUCUUAGCUGACUGUCAUAGAGUUACCAUAUAAUUACAGAUAUGUUGUUUGUUGAUUUAUGUGUGCCUAUUGCUUUGUAGUGAGCACUUUACUGUUUUCUAUUAUUCGGGAUAAAAAUCACGUAAGAAACCUACAUCUCUGGAGCUGAAGCUAGUGUGCAAAAGAUUUCAAGUGUACUGCGAUAUUCACAAGAAAGGAGAAAUGAAAAGCACUGAAGUGGAUUAUUAUCUGGUGAACUUUAAAGAAAAAACACACCAAUAUCAUUGCAUACUUACUGUAGAAAGAGUAAAAACCAAAAUCAUUACAAAUUACAAAUUCUGAUUAAAUGUAAUGAAAUCAUAAACGUAAUGUUUGUAAUAAUAAUUAAGAUAAAAAACCUUGUCUACGGGCUUCACAAUAAAAAUCUGAAAAACUGAAA